CCCGCUUGUCUAGCGGCUCGCACGGACUUUUCACAGUUGUCUGAAGGGAUUUCCAGCCAGGGGAACGUUUUUGGUUGCAUAGAUUAUGUUACGAGUUUGUUUGGGGUUUAAUCAUCCUUAGUAGGGACGAUAAAUUAUUUUUUUUCUGGAUCAUACUGCUGGUGUUUGGAACCCAUAGCCAGAAUGAAAACUUGACAACUGGCUGCAGUUGAGGAAUCUCUCCCAGCUCCAGUCUGCCAAGUCACUCAAGUGGACCGAGAAGACCUUGUGGAGGGAGGCGAGGAGAAAGAAGAGUGGAGAAGGAGAGGAGGGGAAGAAGAGGAGACGGGAGGAAGACGAGAAGACGAGGAGAAGCUGCCUGCCAGAGGAGGAGGAACGCGGAGAUUACAGACUAAUCCAGGAUAAGGCCAACCCCACUGGACUAACUCUUUUUUUUAUGUGGUCAUCAUUUUUCUCCAUCUUGUUCUCCUGACAUCUAAAAACUGCUAUGCCUUGAUGAGCAUCUGAUUUGGAUUUUUUUGUUCAGGCCGGUAAGCUGCUGCUGCUGAUACUAAGGAGCAGUGUUUAAGUUUUGCCAUAAAUCAACACAGCAGUGGCUCUUCGUCUCGAGAUAUGGGCCAUUGGUGAGAUGAUGUCUGUAGGCUCCAGAUGAACAAGGAUUGUCCAGGAAAGCGCUGAUAAACAGAUUAAUCUUAUUUUUUUCAACUGAAUCCUUCCACCUAUGAAGUCGUAUUCCAGUAUUUUAAUGUAAAUGGACAGUGCCUUCGUGAUAGAAACAAUAUAGAAAUACAUUAAUAUCAGCUGGACCUGAGACAGUUUCCAAGAACAGCUACCAAAAUCCAUUGCUAGCUACCUGCAGUCACCUGAGAGUGCUGGAGUGAGUCCUCCAUUCUCUGGCACCUGGCCUACCAGUGAGCUGAAACAGCAAGAAAAAAAAGACUUAACAAGGAACUGAUGGAGGAAAUCAAAGACCGGGCCUGAGUAGACCACUGGGGUGGUUUGGUCCAAAUUAGAGGACUGCCUUUAAAAAAAAUCUGACGCAAUCCCCACAGAAUCUCCACCCCACCCCACCCCCCCAACCUCCCUUCGUAUAACCGUUUGGUAAUGAAGCCGGUUUGGGCGGGCUGUCACGGUAGACAGCUUGUAAAAGUGACAGCAGCUCCACAAAUGUGUGUGCCGCUUUUGUCAAAAUAUUUAAGGAGCGAUAUCCAUCACUCUGCGGCCUUGCAAUAACAAAAGAGUGAGUACAUUAUGCCCAACAUGGCUGUGUUGUUAAUGUAACAAGUUUUUGUUGAUAGGAAAAGGAGUGCACGUCUUAACACACGUCUUAUCUUGCAACAGCGCGAUUACAGUUACAGGCCAUUUGGCUCAGUAAAAAGGUAUAUCAAUUAAGAAUGACUGUAAGUGUUUGGGAAAAAACUGAACUGUUGGUUUAACUUAACAGACUUAAGUCCACGAGGGACAGUUUGUAGUGUUUGGCUUUUAUAAUAGAAAAGACAGGGAUAUUUCCUCUCUCUCUCUCUCUCUCUCUCUCUCUCUCUCUCUCUCUCUCUCUCUCUCUCAGGAAGGAACCGUACCCAGUUCUGGGAGUGCUCGUAAUUAAGAAAUAAUCCAGGAAAAGGAAGCAGGACAGUUCCUUUGUAGUUCUUUUGUGUUGAGAGCCCAGAGUGGAAAGUUCUGUCCUUUUUUUGUCUGUUGGCUAUUUUGAAGGUCACUGGCAGAGCAGUCAGUCAGUGUGUGCAAGUUAAAUUACAGAUAUUUUUAGGGCAACAGAACUUUAACCCUAGAGAGAUACUGUGUGUGUGCGUGUGUGUGUGUGCGUGUGUGUGUGUGUGUGUGUGUGUGUGUGUGUGUGUGUGUGUGUGUGCGUGUGUGUGUGUGCGUGUGUGUGUGUGUGCGCACGUGCGUUGGACAACAGGCAAAUCAAUCAAUGCGAGUGAGCAAAAGUCACUGCCAAAAGGCGCAUUAGAGUCAGCGCUUGUUUUAUUUUACACAGCGCUCGUGAAAACAGCAGAUCAAGCUAACGUCUCCUUGUUGCCUCUUUGUAAACUGAGGCACUUAAACAGACUCACAUUAAAAAACGAAAAUAGCCUACAUAGCCAUCUCCAUCUGUAGAGUAGCCGCAUUUAAAAUGUGAAAACUGAUGUUUCAUAAACCAGAAACCCAGAGCAACUCUGGAGCCUAGAAGCCCUGACCACACAUACCUACUGUACUGUACUGUACUGUAGCCUUUCCAGCAACCAAACCAGGGACAUGCAUAUUUUCAACUCCCAUUUCUCUUUAAAAACACACAGGGCCCUCUGGAUAUGAACGCCGGACAGUGCCAGAAAUGGUUCUUUGCUUCCUAACUCAGCUGGUCUGAGAAACUAUGAGAAGACGUCAGGAGGUCUAACCAUUGAGGCAGCAACACUCUGCCUAGAGAUUAACUAAGCGGGGUUCUUUUUGCUGAGACUUUUCAUUUUAAACCGCUGAAUUGCACCGGUCUCCAGAGGAAUACUGAAGGAUUCUUUGGACAUCUGGAAGUUUUUUUGGUGGUUUCUGCUGAGACAAUCAGGAAGGCAAAGUUCUGCCCCACAUUCGUCUUGUUUCAGAACCACUGCUUAACAAAGGUCUCCCAAAGAAGGAAUUCCAAACAGAUUUUUUGACUUUUUUGGCUCGCUUGCUAAGAAUACCAAAGGAUUUUUGAACACCUGACCUUUUGACCUGCCUGACCUUUUGACCUUUCUGACUACCUAACUUGAAGGAUAUUGGUUGCAGAAGGUAAAGGUCAAGGUCAAAGACUUCCUUCACAAAGGGUUUUGUUGUUGUUAUUGUUGUCAUUUUUUAUUUUACCUUUACUUUACCAGAAAGGUGCCAUUGAGAUAAACAUCUCCAGGAAGAUCCUUCCAGGGAAUCCUGAAAUCACACUUGGUUGCCUUCAGAGCCUUCCUUUUUUGAGGAUUUUCUAAAAGUUGUCUCAACGUACACAGUAGCUGUUCCUCAUUUCCGUGAUCAUGAAUCUGGGCAAGCUCUCUGGGCUGAAGAGCCUGGUGUCCGGCUCGGGCGGCAAACGCAAGUUCAAAGGCGAGCUGACGCCCGACAUGAUCAGCCCUCCGCUGGGCGACUUCCGCCACACCAUGCACGUGGGCCGCGGCGGCGACGUCUUCGGGGACACCUCCUUCCUCAGCAACCACGGGGGCCAAGGGGCCAACAACGGCGACGGCUGCAGCACCAACGGCGACGCCAACGACACGGCGUCUUCCACGCCCGGCAAGAGCGAGGGCUUCUUCACGCGCACGCUACGCCACGUUCGCGUGAAGACCGCCGCCGCCAACGAGUCUCGGUCGCAGACGCCGGACUCCAAGGAACCGUCCCCGCCACCGCCAGCUGUGUCGCCGAUCAUCAAGAACGCCAUCUCCCUGCCCAGGCUGGACGUCGUGGACUCGGCCAACGGGAGUGCGGUGAAGACGCUGUUCCCCAGCACGCCACCCAAGCCAGCAGAGGACUCCAGCUACACUUAUGGCUUGGAGUCUGGGUUUGUGACGCUUCCCCGCCUGUCCCGCUCGGAGCGCCAGCAGCAGCCGCUGCCGCAGCAGCCGACGGCCUCCACUCCCAGCCACUACUCCUCCACCUGUUCCCCCGACACCUCCCGGGGCUCCAUGUCCGCCAUGCCGCCCGUCCCCGUCCCCAUCCUCUCCUUCUCCGCCUCGGGCCGUGGCUCCGUCCGUGGCUCUGUCCGCCGCCGCGACGACAGCAGCUACAGCGGCUACGGGUUCGACCACGACACCCUGUCCCUCACCGGCUCGCUCACCUCCUUCACCCUGGACCUGGGUCCCUCCCUGAUGAGCGAGGUCUUCGGCCUGAUUGACAAGCCGGGCAGCCAAUUGGGGCUCGGCGACAGCACCAUCGUCCCUCCCGACGACGAUGAUGAUGGAAGGCGUGGUGGCGGUGACAUCGAUCACGACAUUGAGGCCAAUGUGAUGUCGUACACUCUGCCAGUCUCGGUCACACCACCCGUGUCCCACCACCUCCCCCACCACAACCACCACCACCAGAGCCAGAGCCAGUCGGAGGUGGACUCUGCCACCGUGUCCCUGGUGGACUCCCUACUGAGGGAGGACUACAGCGGGAGCAAGGCGCUCUACGGGGGGCUGGACUGGGGCGAGGAGGAGGGAGAGGAGGAGGAGGGAGAGGAGGAGGAAGAGGAGGAGUCCCUCAGAGCUGGCUCCUCGUCCCCCAUGGAAAGGGGAGCGCUGCUGGGGGCCGGGAGCAGCAGUGGCAGGGGGAGCAUCACCAGCAGCAGUGGCAGCAGCAGCCGUCAGCAACAGCACCAAAACCAACAACACCAACACCAACACCAACCCAGCAUGGAUACAGAGCACUUCCAGAGGGCCACGGACGUGCUGGCACGACACUACGGCAGCGGAGGCAGCAGCAACAGCAGCAGUGGCGGUGGCAGCAGCAGGUCCGGAACUGUAUUUGGUUCUGGAACCGGAACCGGAUUUGGGUCAAGUUCUGUGUUCUAUGGAAGCACUGUCACAGACUCCACCCGAUCCAGCCAGCGGUCGGUGCCGUACCACUAUGUAGAUGAUGAGGAGGAGAUAAAGGUCUAGCAUCUGGUCUACGUACCGUAGUGCAUGGAUGGACCCUAUGCUUUUGAGUGACCCAAUUCCAAAAUGGGAACUUGUACUAUUCAGUUGGAAAUAAAUGAUUAGCCACUUACUAGCAAGUUAUUCAACUCAGUUUAUUUGCCAGACUCCAAUUUCCAUGUGCAAAACCACCGCACAAGACAGAUAAAAACACAAUCAAGAAAAACAAGACAAAUUAUUAUUGUUUCACUUCUACUUAUUAAAAGGUAAUUUGCCUGUUGGCUGGUGAGGAUUUCUAUAUCUUCUGGUCUGGGGUGGACUGCUUUAGGAGUGAUUUGAAACUGGAGAUGGACAUGCAUCACGUUUCUGUAUGAGACUUUGGAGAGUAACAUUUUUUUUCUUACAACUUUUAAGUCUUAUUUUUGGGAAAAAAAUAAGAAAAAUUGAAAGUCUGUGGACAAAGAUGGGAAAAUAAUAACCGUGGCUACUGUACUGAGAACGUGUCUUCUCAGUACACUGUCAUGUAAAGGUGAUAACAUUCCCCUUUGCUGAAAAGAUGGAAGGAGCCAUGGAACCUUCGGGACUCCCAUUUAAUCAAUCAUGGAUUCAGUCAUGGAUUCAGUCAUGGACUCAUGACCAACAUAUAAGACUACAGUAAUUGUUUAUUACCCUCUGUUAGAGCAGAUGGGGAAUGAAUACUUGUCAGGCCAUAUCAAAUGAAAUUGAGCCAUCACUACGUAGACGUCAUCACUAGAAAAUUAUCAUCAGUAGACAAUCAGAUCUAUGCACACAUUUCUCAUACUCAGGUGGGUCAGUUCUGGAGGUGUUAAGACAGUGGUUAUUAGUGCCACCAUGCCCAUAAAUGCACUACACAAGCCAAGCAUUUGUAUUGAAUGUACACAUUCUCCACAUGUAGUACACCACACUAUGUAAACCACCAUUGAUUAAUAUUUUCUUGUUUUGUGUAUCACAGAGGGAUCCGGCCUUACUCCUCAAUUGUUUGGUGUUUUUAUAGAUCCACCACAACACAUGCAUCCAGGGUAUUUGAACAUAUCAAUGGCCAUGUUUCUUUCUAGAGAUAAUAACAAACACUCUAGUAUGUGGCUAUGACAGGGCUACUGUCUCAUAGCCAGGCCGCGUCCACCUUCGGCGUUGCAACUAGUCAGGUCAAGAGCAAUGCAAGUACUUUCUGAGUUCCCGCAAAUACGGGAACUCCUUUCACUUUAUGGGGAAGCAAACAACCAUUAGCAAAACAGGGGAUGCUGGUCAACCAUGCCGUUUGGGAAAUGUUAAUUGUUGUGCUCUUGGUCAGACCAAGUCUCGAAGAGAUUUGAACGUUGAUGAUAAUCAGGCUAGGAUCCUGCCUUACUCCACAAUUGUUUGAUGUUUUUAUAGAUCAGGGGUCCCCAAACUAAGGCCCGGGGGCCGGAUGCGGCCCGCCAUGCCCCUUUGACUGGCCCGCCACCUCUCUGCUCCUCACCAUUUGAACUGGCCCAAAGAAGCAAUCCUAUCUUGUCUUGAUAGUUUCUCAUCUCACUGUAAUAUAAACAGGCCUACCAUUUCUAUUGUAUCACUCAUAAACUGUAAAUCACCAAAUUUUUCUAACCUUUCCUUGCUAUUUUUACAUGGUUAUCAGAAAUUUAAAGAAAUACCUGUGGUAUUUCAAAUAGAAAAACUUGUGAAGGACUCACUUCUUUUGCAAAUCACUUGUAAUGAUGAACAAUUUUGUGCUAGAAAUUAUGGCUAUAACAGGCAUUGGCCUAGGAUUAAAGCCCACAUGAUUGAUCCGGCCCCUGAUCACAGUCAGGAACGAUAAUGUGGCCCCCAGAGAAAAAAGUUUGGGGACCCCUGUUAUAGAUCCACCACAGCAUAUGCAUCCAGGGUAAUUGAGCAUAUCAAUGGCCAUGUUUCUUUCUAGAAAUAAUAAAAAAACACUCUAGUAUAUGGCUAUAACAGGGCUGCUGUCCCAUUCGUCUCCAUCGCCGGGUUUUUUGACAGUACAUCUACCCAAAAGUGUUACUCUGGGUAUUUGAGGAAGACACAUGCCAAUGGCUAAGUUUCUGUUUUCAGCUCUUUCCUAAUCAUACCUUUGAUCUGACCUGAGUCAUUGCAGAACACAACCCCUCCUUGUCCUUUGUGACUCACCCAUUGAGAGAGCGAGGAUGUUCCGAGCUGCCUUGAGACGUUUUGUCACACAUGACUUGAAUGUAAUUUCUAAGGAGAUGUGCUCGAUUUCUGUUUUUAAUUUGUUUUGUUUCUUUUUUUAAAUACAUAUUUACGCAAAGCAUAUGUAUGUUUUUUUGUUAGAAAGAAUUGAAAAUGCACACACAUGCAUAAAUAUACAAAUAUGUUAAAUUUCACCUCAGCUAUUGUUUAAAAUUACUAUACAGAUCCUGAACACACCGCACAAUGGCACAAACUUGUUUUGGUCGUGUAACAGGUUUUGUUUACCACCAAUGACAUAAUGAAUAACUUC
Molecule: messenger RNA, 7044 nt
Organism: Engraulis encrasicolus (European anchovy)
Lineage: Eukaryota; Metazoa; Chordata; Actinopteri; Clupeiformes; Engraulidae
Gene: cdc42ep1a
Product: CDC42 effector protein (Rho GTPase binding) 1a
Exons: 3
Coding region: 2994-4592 (532 amino acids)
Biological process (GO): regulation of cell shape; positive regulation of actin filament polymerization; positive regulation of pseudopodium assembly
Cellular component (GO): membrane; cytoplasm
Molecular function (GO): small GTPase binding
Source: RefSeq, a predicted model, not a curated record